Messenger RNA from Recurvomyces mirabilis, 1623 nucleotides. RefSeq lists its product as uncharacterized. Lineage: Eukaryota; Fungi; Ascomycota; Dothideomycetes; Mycosphaerellales; Teratosphaeriaceae. Gene Ontology annotation, molecular function: metal ion binding; ubiquitin protein ligase activity. The record is from RefSeq and is a predicted model, not a curated record. Gene Ontology annotation, biological process: protein polyubiquitination. The transcript has a single exon. The coding region runs from base 1 to 1623 and encodes 540 amino acids.
AUGCCGAUGGCCGUAGCGGGACCUUCACGACCAUAUAAUGGAAUGCCUGGAGACGUCGCUGCUUUCGGACCACUCGCCAUGCCUCGCAGCCCGCCCAAGAACAAAAGUGAGUCUGCAGCAUACACACAGCCGGUUCUGGGCGAGAGACGGCUCAGACGGAGCGCAGACACACAACAUGUUCCUUGCAAAUUCUUCCUUCAAGGCAACUGCCAGGCCGGACACUCAUGUCCCUUCUCCCACGAUCUCGAGUCAACCAUGCGACCAGUGCCUUGCAAGUACUUUCAGAAGGGUGCCUGCAAGUUUGGACGGAAGUGCGCGCUUCUACACAUCACACCAAACGGCACAGUAGUCAACCGGAUGCCACCAGCACAGUACAUCCCGACUCCAACACACCCAGGUGCACCAGGACAAAUACAACAGGGACCUUUUGCACAAGUCCCGCCUGGUCUGCUAGCUCAAGGCUUUGACAGGGAUGGUGCACAAGAGUAUGAGCAAUAUCAGUACAGCGGGUGGCAUGGAUAUGAUGCACCCAUCGACAUGACUCUCACCUCGGCUUCACCACAGUAUGGCUCUCCUCUGCAGAAUGAUGGCUUCGCUACAUCGCCGCCUCAAAGAGGGUUGUCAGUGCUAGACGCGCCCCUGCCCAAUUCUUUCGACAGCAACGGGAUCUCUAUGGCUGCACGCAAUGGUCCAUUCGCAUCGUCAGUGCCUUCACGGUUCGGCAUCGACUCACCCCCGGCUUCAUACCCUCGCAAAUCACAAUUCGGUAACACGGCGUUGAGAGACCUGCAUAGCUCAGCAUUCGGAGAUCGUGGCAUUGACGGACAUCUGGCUGGGCUAGGGUCAUCUCCACCAAGCGGUCCUGACGAGCCACUUACCUUUGCGAAACGGCCCCUACACUCGGACAUCCUGCGCUCUUCUGCGAGACAACCGAUGAUGUCGGCAAGUCUAGGCACAAAGCAUUUCAUGACGCCAUUCGAGCAAUCGGACGAUGAAGACGAUGGCGGCGAAGCUCGGGAAGACCUUCUGCCUGCUGCCUUGGUUCGUGAUCUGAAAGAAGAUGAUAGCUCGCUUGAUGGCUCGCGGAGACGCAAGGAGGACGAAACUCCUGCGGGCUUCCUAUCCGCUGCGCGUAGAACGCUCUCCAGUCAAGGCACGCCGCAGGACAGCCGGGUAGGCAGUCUGGGGUCAAGUCCGUCGCGGUACUCGAGCAUGUUCGCCAAACCCAGUAGUGGCGCUAGCGAGACCAACGGUCUGGGCCAUGUAGGGUCGCCACUGCGCAACACAGGUCUUGCCAAUCCGACGGGAUCCAAAGCCAACGUCAGCCCACCCCAGCAAUCCAGCAUGAGUGUGCUUACCCAGGAGUUCCAACGCGCCAAAUUGGAUCCCACUCGGCCCGAAGCACAAGUCAACGGCGGCGCUAUGCGUUCUCUAUCAAAUGGCUCGACUGUACGAGGCAGUCUCGAUCGCGGGCUAAGUAAUACCAGUGUCAGUAAGAUUGACGAAGAGCAAGACCUUUUUGAUAUGGAAGGCUUUGGAGACUUGACACGUAACGUUCAAAAGCCGGUACCAAACGGUGAGAUGAGUUACGGUGCGAUCGGUGCUCAUCGUGCAACUAAAUAG